Messenger RNA from Nycticebus coucang (slow loris), 1226 nucleotides. RefSeq names its product 5'-AMP-activated protein kinase subunit gamma-1-like. The record is from RefSeq and is a predicted model, not a curated record. Lineage: Eukaryota; Metazoa; Chordata; Mammalia; Primates; Lorisidae.
ACGAACGACCCUAGCCUGCUCCUCUUGCAAUGGAGACGGUUAUUUCUCCAGAGAGCUCCCCAGCUCUGGAAAAUAAGCAUCCUCAAGAGACCCCCGAAUCCAAAAGUGUGUAUACUUCCUUCAUGAAGUCUCAUCGCUGCUAUGACCUCAUUCCCACAAGCUCCAAAUUGGUUGUAUUUGAUACUUCCCUGCAGGUGAAGAAAGCUUUCUUUGCUUUGGUGACUAAUGGUGUACGAGCUGCCCCUUUGUGGGAUAGUAAGAAGCAAAGUUUUGUGGGCAUGCUGACCAUCACUGAUUUCAUCAAUAUCCUGCAUCGCUACUAUAAAUCAGCUUUGGUACAGAUCUAUGAGCUAGAAGAACACAAGAUAGAGACUUGGAGAGAGGUAUACCUACAGGAUUCCUUUAAACCGCUUGUCUGCAUUUCUCCUAAUGCCAGCUUGUUUGAUGCUGUAUCUUCAUUAAUUCGAAACAAGAUCCAUAGGCUACCAGUGAUUGACCCAGAAUCAGGCAACACCUUGUACAUCUUCACCAAUAAGCUCAUCCUGAAGUUCCUCAAAUUGUUUAUCACAGAGUUCCCUAAAUCAGAGUUCAUGUCUAAGUCUCUGGAAGAGCUACUUAUUGGCACCAAUAUUGCUAUGGUUCAUACUACCACCCCUGUCUACAUGGCCCUGGGCAUCUUUGUUCAACACCGAGUCUCGGCCCUGCCAGUGGUGGAUGAGAAAGGGCGUGUGGUGGACAUCUACUCCAAGUUUGAUGUUAUCAAUCUGGCAGCAGAAAAGACCUAUAAUAACCUAGAUGUGUCUGUGACUAAAGCCCUGCAACAUCGAUCACAUUACUUUGAGGGUGUUCUCAAGUGCUAUCUGCAUGAGACUCUGGAGACUAUCAUCAACAGGCUAGUGGAAGCAGAGGUUCACCGACUUAUCAUGGUGGAUGAGAAUGAUCUGGUCAAGGGAAUUGUAUCACUGUCUGAUAUCCUGCAGGACCUGGUACUCACAGGUGGAGAGAAGAAGCUCUGAGCUGGGGGAAGGGGUCAGGUAGCACCAGGGGAUGUGCCCAACUCACUGCUGUAAGCUCUGGGAAUCAGGUGAAACUUGUGAGGACUAUGACUCUGUUCCCUGCUCAGGAGCCCCCUACCCUUCUAUCCGGGAGUUGUGUGAGGCAUAGCCGGGGAAGGAGAAUGAAUUUUAAGCUGCCCUUACCCUGUCAUAUAAACUAGAAGAAAGCUU